Molecule: messenger RNA, 5190 nt
Organism: Achroia grisella
Lineage: Eukaryota; Metazoa; Arthropoda; Insecta; Lepidoptera; Pyralidae
Gene: Su(z)12
Product: polycomb protein suz12-B
Exons: 8
Coding region: 65-2467 (800 amino acids)
Cellular component (GO): ESC/E(Z) complex; nucleus
Molecular function (GO): chromatin DNA binding
Source: RefSeq, a predicted model, not a curated record
GUCAAGUCAACGAACUGAUGAACUUGGCGGUUUCAAUAAUAGUUUUGAUAAAAAAUCUAUAGAAAUGCCUCCCAAGAAGCGUGAUAAAGAUAGUGAAACUAAUAAAAACUCUAAAAUUGACCACUUACAAGCAGACCAUGAGUUAUUCUUACAAGCUUUUGAAAAACCCACUCAAAUAUACAGAUUUCUACGAACACGCAAUAUGCUAUCGGUAUGUAUUCUUGAUUUUUUUGUUAUAAAUAUAAUGUUCCUUAAACCACCAUCUAUUACUAACUUUCAUUCGUUCCAGCCAAUAUUUCUUAAUAGGACACUGUCCUACAUGAAGCGUAGAAUGUCUAGAAGUAAUAAAAGCCGAAUUGGAUUUAAAGUUGAUUCCUUGCUUGACAAAAUCACUUUGAAAAAAAGCACAGAACUUCAGCCAAACAGCUUGGGAGGUUAUAUGACUCUUACUUUCCUAGGAUUUUAUGACAAAAGUCUAGAUGACCCAAGAGAUUAUCAAGUAAAAGUGGAGACCUUACUUCUAAAAAUCUGUCAUAAAAAGAGGAAAGAAAGUUCAUCAGCCAUUGUUGAAGUUUCAGUUGGCAGUUGCUCAGUGCCCCUCAAUCCUUCAACAUCGGAACCUCCAGCGAUGGCAUCAGCUGUUAGUAUAUCUAGUGACACAUUUAGUCCUUCCCAAGGCCCUAAUGUGAAGUCAUACAUGCUCAUGCUUCGAGUUACUGUCACUAGGGCUUCAGGAAUUAGUACAAAUGGUGCUGCAAGCUCUUCUGAAAUUACCAAUGGUGAUUCUGAUGAGCCAGUAACGAAAAGACUGAAAUCAUCCUCUACGGAUCAUCUGAACUCAUCUGACAACAAAUGGACUAAGCUCUAUGGAAGUGAGCUAAUUGUCUAUGACAAACAUAAUAGAUGUCUCCUUACUAAUGGAGAAUAUGACUUAGUUUUGCAUGAUGCAACACCAGGAGGGAGAAGCGCUACAAUUGCUAGAUCUCCACAUAAAGCCCUAAUGGCACAGUGGGAAAAUAUUCCUAAUGAAAAUGACAUACAUACAGAAACAAAUCCAUUUGAUAUAUUUAAAGUGAGACCAUUAUUGAAAUUAAAAUUAAGCUGGAGCCAAGAACCCACUAAUGGUUUAGUGAAUAGACCCAAAUUGUAUCAACAGACCAAUGAAAGUAAUGGUGUUAAAAAAGAAACUACUAGCAACAAAGACAAAAUACCUAUGCAAAAAUCUAGUACUAGUGAUAGUAAAAAUGGCGAGAAGCUGAAGAUUGAGCCAAGUGAUGGUGAAUCAAAGCGUCAACAAAUCAUCUACCAAUUCCUAUAUAACAACAACUCCAGGCAGCAGACGGAGGCCUGUGAUGAUCUGCACUGUCCAUGGUGUUCAUUAGACUGUGGCACAUUGUACUCUCUACUCAAACACUUGAAACUUUGUCAUUCCAGAUUUAACUUCACAUACUUUCCGAUUCAGGGCGGAGCACGCGUGGACGUGUCGAUCAACGAGUUGUACGACGGGUCGUACACGGGGUCCCCGCACGACCUGAUCGCGGCGCAGGGCCGGUCGACGGCGGGCCCACUGGCGGGGUCCGGGUCCGGGCCGGGGUCCGGGUCGGGGGCGGGCCCGCGCGCGGGGCCCUCGCGGCGCGCGGCGCUGUCGCGGGUGCUGGUGUGCCGACCACGUCGAGCUCGCCGCGCGCAUCACUCCCUCGCUGAAUUCCUCGAGCUGGACGAUGAUAUGGCCGAUGCGCAGCGCCCUUACCUCGCCGGACACAAUAGACUUUAUCACCACACGAUUACUUGCCUGCCUGUAUAUCCCAACGAACUCGACAUUGAUUCAGAAAGUGAAACGGACCCGUUGUGGCUUCAACAAAAGACUAUGAUGAUGAUAGAUGAGUUUACAGAUGUGAAUGAGGGUGAGAAAGAACUGAUGAAAAUGUGGAAUCUACACGUCAUGAAAUACAACUAUGUUGGUGACUGUCAAAUUCCUAUUGCAUGCCAGAUGUUCCUACAGAUGAAAGGUAAGGAGCUCCUAGAGAAAAACUUGUAUAGGAACUUUAUUCUUCAUAUGUGCUCCUUACACGACUUUGGGCUUCUCAGUCCGGUUGCACUUUACCAAACUAUUCAAAUGCUCAACCAAAUGUUGGCAGACAAUGCCGAAGCCAAAGAAAAAAUGCGCGAAUCGCUAAAAGCUCAGCGCGAGCACUGGAACGCGGUUGGUAAAUACCAACAGCCUGCUAUUAUAGAGCAGAAACCACAAUUAAAUACGGCUAAAUUAAACAAUGUAGAGGCUUCGCCGUCAGUAAGGCGAAAAACAUCGAAUUUGCAAAACGCAAAUAGAAUGGCUAGUGCCAGUGCUAACUUUAGCAAGUCAGCUAGCCCCGGACCCAACCACCCUGAGAAUAAGAGGAAAAUGUCGUCUGGAAGCAUACAGAGUAGAAAACGCACAUCAAUAUCAGAAAGAAAAAGCUCUGUAUAGCGAAUAUUCAGUGUUUAAUAUAUAACGGACUCGCCCAGAGAACUAAAAUCUUCAACAAGUACACUAGGAAUGUAAUCUAAAAGUAUUGUUUUUAAACUGUUAGUUAACUCCCAAUAUUUUCUUUACAUCGUUGCCAAUAAUUGCCAGGAGUUUAAUGACUAAUAUUUUCAUAAUAAAAUAAGUUCCCUUUCUUUUAUUUUUAAAACAGAUUAUCAAGUAAACGGUAAUAGAAUUAUUUUUCAGAUUUUUAAGUACAUAAUUAUUCUAAAUAUAUUUGGCGCCAUAUCAAUCAAACUAAACAAUUAUUUCUCAUUACUAUUAGUUAUAAUAAAAAAUUCGUUACUGCCCAAUAUGAUUGUGUUUAGGUAUAAGUAAAUCCAUGAAAUGGAUAACGAUAAUUUUAGUUAUAAAAUUAUAACUUAAUGUUUAACUUUUCCUUUCUGAACUUGGAUCUCUAUUAACAAAAAUGUUUGCAUUUGAGUUGUAUUUUCACAAAUCUAAUUAAUUAGUAGAAUUUUAGUAGCUGUGAUUUUGUCAAUCGUUUAUUUACACGUAUUUUGUAGGUUAAUUUUAUGAUCACUAAAGUUAUUGUAUCGUAUUAUAUAGGUAGUAAUCAGCUUUUAUGACAAUACCUUUAUGCCACCUAUCAAAAUAAGUACAUAGGAUUUUCUAUUUUAAUAUAGCAGAGUAUUUUUAUGGAAUGAACUAAUAUUGAAAGUAUAAAUCAACAUGCAGAAAUAAAGUUCGAGUAUUUCGAUAUUUUUUUACGAUAUUGGUACAAAUACAAUUAGCAUCAACAUGUGAUUUUUGAUAAUAAUUCGUUUUUAUAUUUCCAUUUAUAAAAAUAAAUCAUAAUUUAAAAUUCCAUGAUGAUGAUAAUUAAAAAUAGAUUCAAUAGAAUUAAAAAUGUAUCAAAAUAAGCACUAUAUCUUGUCAUUUUUAAGACAAACAUCACUUGUGAAAAUGGUAUUUUAUAGAAAAUUCUCAACUACGAUUUUAUCGAAUGUUGUCAAAGAGUAAAGUAAGUAUACCUGAGGAUUGUAGAGUUCAGCCGUCGUCGUAUCCCUGUUAUAUUACUUGUAAGCAUACAAUUGAAAUUUUCAAAAAUUGCAUAGAAAAUUGCGACUUAUUUUAUAUUUAAAUUUGUGAUAUUUUUUUUAUAAUCAGUGUUGACUGUUGCUUGAAAAGAACGUUACGUUGUUUGUUCAGUAAGUCUCAUAUAUAUGAUCAGACAGAUAUAUGAACUGAUAUUAAAAAUGAACUAUAAAAUCAAAGAUUAAAUGAACUGUAUUAAUGUAAUAUUAAUAGAAAUAUUAAAUAAUUAUCAUUCCUUCAUAUUACGCUAAAAAUGUUACAAUAAACAAUCAUAUCACUGCCAUAGAUGUAGUUAUGAUGAUAUAAAUAAAUAUUGGAAAUAAUUCUAAUGCUGAAUUCACACAGAAUUCGCGAUAUUAUCAAAUUUAAUUUCUUAUAUUACUAGUAUAAUCAUUUAGGUAAUAUAAAUCGCAUCGCAAUCGCAUUUAUACGUGCAUGCACAACACAAUAAAUUAUUAUGCGUUUCGUUCUGAAAUAAAUGCGCAAGAAUGACUUUAUGGACUGUACGGAGGACGUAGACAUUUGACAAAUGAAUAUAUGGCUUCCCGACACAUGAGGUAGAAUAGGAUAGCAAUAUCUAGCGUCUUAUUCUUGAAUAAUUUAUGGACAACUUACUUUGUCAGUUGUAUAAACCCGUCGUAUUUGUAGUGAAAUAAGCGUGAUGAAUUUACAGCCUAAUAUAAAAUAAAGAUUUUCUUGUCUAUAAAAGAUCCGCGAUAUCUACACCAAAGCUUAUUUUUAAUAGAUAUCGCGAAUCUAACUUUCGGGUUUAGUACACAUUAUUUAUAUAGUUAUACGGGAUUUUACAUGAAUAAUUUUAUGUUAAAAAAUUGUUUACCUCUCUGGACGUUGAGCAUAAAAUUAUGUGUACAAACCUGUUUAACUAUAUUAAUAAUGUCCACUAAAUUUGUACUGAUUUUAUGGUUCUUUCUAGCGAUCGAUAAGACUUGCCUCUGUAUUAGUCCUCUGGCCUGUACAGAUUUUGUCACAAUUUAAACCGAUUUUUAUCGGAAUCUUAAAUUGUUAUCUAAAUGGCUAUAUUUAAUUUUUUAUAAUUAUAAUAAUUAUAGUGAACGCUGCCACUUCUCUACUGACAAUAUUACAUGAUUAUGAAAUGGGCAGGACAUUUGUAUUUUAGCAAUAUAAAAUAAUUAUUUUAUAUAUUAUUAUACAUAUAUCUAUAAGUUCUAUAAGUUUAACACACAUAAACAGUAGUGAUACUAAGUAAACCGUUAGUUAAAUUUUGUGUAUCUUAACAUUGUAUGAGAAAAAACAUUGUUUUAGUGAAUGAUCAAUAAAAUAUGGCAAAAUUGAGUAAAUUUUUAUGGUACUUGUAUAUUUUCAUUGGGCAGGCACUGCACUAUCUCUUCACUACAUUAGUCAAAUUAUAUUAUUAAUGAUGAUUGUUAUUUUUAAGCACCUACUUGUAUUCAUUGGACUCGAAAAGAAACUAAAUCUCGUAAUUAAUCUAAAAUAUACAUUACUUAAAUAUGCUAUUAAUAUUAUGCAUGUUUAAUGGUACGAUAAAUGUUUUAGAUGUAUUUCCAUUUUUGCAAGGCUGUUUUGAAAAAGAAAUAGUUUUUGUUAUUUUUGUAUUGUUCCAUUUUGAGUAACGUUCAGUAAAUAAA